Acinonyx jubatus (cheetah) is the source of this 4155-nucleotide messenger RNA. Its product is annotated as zinc finger protein 82 homolog. Gene Ontology annotation, biological process: negative regulation of transcription by RNA polymerase II; regulation of cytokine production; regulation of immune system process. The coding region runs from base 212 to 3358 and encodes 1048 amino acids. The transcript has 9 exons. Lineage: Eukaryota; Metazoa; Chordata; Mammalia; Carnivora; Felidae. The record is from RefSeq and is a predicted model, not a curated record.
AAGUCACGCGCUGGCGGUACCCUCAGGUCUGCACCCACAACUGUUGCAGCGCUGUGGAGGGUACCGCUGUUUUGGAAGCUUGGAAGGCCUGGGGUGAGGCUCCCUAGGAGAGGGCGGGGCCGGAGGCUCGGCUCUGUACGGCGGAGGAGUUCUGCCCUAUUCCAAAAGGAUCCCAGAGGAAGACUGAUCUUUUUCUGCAAAUACCAAAGCCAUGGCUCAGGAGUCAGUGAUGUUCAGUGAUGUGUCCAUAGACUUCUCUCAGGAGGAGUGGGAAUGCCUGAAUGAUGAUCAGAAAGAUUUAUACAGAGAUGUGAUGUUGGAGAAUUACAGCCACCUGGUUUCAAUGGCAGGACAUUCUGUUUCUAAACCAGAUGUGAUCUCCUUUUUGGAGCAGGGGAAGGAGCCCUGGUUGGUUGACAGAGAACUAACAAGAGACCAGUGGCCAGUCCUGGAAUCAAGAUGUGAGACCAAGAAAUUAUUUCUGAAGAAGGAGAUUUAUGAAAUAGAGUCAGCGCAGUGGGAGUUAAUGGAAAGACUUACAAGACAUGACCUUCAGUGCUCUAGUUUCAGAGAUGAUUGGGAAUGUAAUGGCCAGUUUGAGAAACAACAUGGCUCUCAGGAGCGACACUUUGGUCAACUGAUAUUCACCCAUGAAGGCAUGCCUACAUUCAGUCAGCAUCCAUCCUUUACAUUACAGCAAAUCAUCAAUAAUAAAGAGAAAUACUGUGGAACUAAGGAAUAUAGGAAAGCCUUUAGACAUGACUCACAGCUUACUACACAUCAAAUAAUUCAUACCAUUGAGAAGCCCUAUGAAUGUAAGGAAUGUGGAAAAGCCUUUAGACAUCCCUCAAGACUCAGUCAUCAUCAGAAAAUUCAUACUGGCAAGAAACCCUUUGAAUGUAAAGAAUGUGGGAAAACAUUUAUUUGUGGUUCAGACCUUACUCGACAUCACAGAAUUCACACUGGUGAGAAACCCUACGAAUGUAAGGAAUGUGGAAAGGCCUUUAGUAGUGGCUCAAACUUCACUCGACAUCAGAGGAUUCACACUGGUGAAAAGCCCUAUGAAUGUAAAGAAUGUGGGAAGGCCUUUAGUAGUGGCUCAAACUUUACUCAACAUCAAAGAAUUCAUACAGGGGAGAAACCCUAUGAAUGUAAGGAAUGUGGCAAUGCCUUUAGUCAGAGCUCACAACUUAUCAAACAUCAGAGAAUUCAUACAGGUGAGAAGCCCUAUGAAUGUAAGGAAUGUGAAAAGGCUUUUCGUUCUGGUUCAGAUCUUACUAGACAUCAGAGAAUUCAUACUGGUGAGAAGCCCUAUGAGUGUAAGAUAUGUGGGAAAGCCUAUUCUCAGAGUUCACAACUUAUUAGUCAUCAUAGAAUUCAUACUGGUGAGAAACCCUACGAAUAUAGAGAAUGUGGGAAGACAUUUAAUUAUGGCUCACAACUUAUUCAGCAUCAAAAUUUGUACUGGACCUGCCGGGACUUUCUUGGGACAAAGAGCCGGGAACGCCGCCCGCUCAGGAGCCCGCCUAGAUCUCCGCCUCACGCGGCGAGCGGGCGUGGUGGAAGCUCCGCUCCCCUAGGCUGGCGGCGCCGGCGCACUCAGUGCCUACAGAGCGAGCUCCCAGCAGCCUCCGCGCGCGGCCCGUUAAGCCCCGGGGGCUGUGUACUUGCAGGUUCCGUCCCAUCCUCGCUUACACUGAGCAUCACCGUGAGGCAGGUGCGACACCCAAGAAACAAAUUUUCUUUAAUUUCAAUUGUAUUAUAUGGUUUGUCAUUGCAGAGAUCACUGAUGUUCAGUGAUGUGUCCAUAGUCUUCUCUCAGGAGGAGUGGGAAUACCUGGACCUGGAACAGAGGGACUUGUACAGAGAUGUAAUGUUGGAGAAUUACAGCAACUUGGUCUCCCUGGGAUGCUUCAUUUCUAAGCCAGAUGUGAUUUCCUUGUUGGAGCAAGGAAAAGAGCCCUGGAAAGUUGUGAGGAAAGGAAGGAGACGAUACGCAGAUUUAGAGACCAGGUAUGAGACCAAGAAGUCAUCCUCAGAAAAUGACAUUUAUGAAAUAAACCUACCUCAGUGGAAGAUAAUGGAAAGAAUUAAAAAUCAUGGCCUUAAGGGCCUAAUUUUAAAAAGUGACUGGGAGUCUAAAAGAAAAUUUGAAGGACAGGAGGAAUAUUUCAGUCAAGUGAAAAUUACAUCUCAAAAAGUGUCCUCUUAUCAAAAACGUACAUCUCUAACUCCACAUCAGAGAAUUCAUUUUGUGGAGAAACCCUAUGAAUGCAAAGAAUGUGGAAAGGCCUUUAGAGUACGCCAACAGCUUACUUUUCAUCACAGAAUUCAUACUGGUGAAAAACCCUAUGAAUGUAAGGAGUGUGGAAUGGCCUUUAGACAGACUGCACACCUUACUCGACAUCAGAGACUUCAUUCUGGUGAAAAACUCUAUGAAUGUAAAGAAUGUGGAGAAUCUUUUAUGUGUGGCCCAGACCUUAGAGUACAUCAGAAAAUUCAUAUUGGCGAAAAGCCCUAUGAAUGUAAAGAAUGCGGGAAAGCCUUCAGAGUGCGAGGACAACUUACUCUCCAUCAGAGGAUUCAUACUGGUGAGAAACCCUAUGUAUGUACAGAAUGUGGAAAGGCCUUUAGACAGUAUGCACAUCUCACUCGACAUCAGAAGCUUAAUAUUGCUGACAAACUCUAUGAAUGUAAAGAAUGUGGGAAGGCCUUUUUGUGUGGCUCUGGCCUUAGAGUACAUCACAAACUUCAUACUGGUGAGAAACCCUAUGAAUGUAAGGAAUGUGGGAAAGCUUUCAGAGUGAGACAGCAACUAACACUGCACCAGAGAAUUCAUACUGGUGAGAAACCCUAUGAAUGUAAGGAAUGUGGAAAGACCUUCAGUCGUGGUUAUCAUCUUAUUCUUCAUCACAGAAUUCAUACUGGUGAGAAACCUUAUGAAUGUAAGGAAUGUUGGAAGGCCUUUAGUCGUUACUCACAACUUAUUUCACACCAAAGUAUCCAUAUUGGUGUUAAACCUUAUGACUGCAAGGAAUGUGGGAAGGCUUUUAGAUUGCUCUCACAACUUACACAACAUCAGAGUAUUCAUAUUGGUGAGAAACCCUAUAAAUGUAAGGAAUGUGGGAAGGCCUUUAGAUUGCGCCAAAAACUUACUUUACAUCAGAGCAUUCAUACUGGUGAAAAACCCUUUGAGUGUAAGGAAUGUAGGAAGGCCUUUAGACUUAAUUCAUCCCUUAUUCAGCAUCUGAGAAUUCAUUCUGGUGAGAAACCUUAUGAAUGUAAGGAAUGUAAGAAGGCCUUUAGACAACAUUCACACCUUACCCAUCAUCUAAAAAUUCAUAAUGUAAAAAUAUAAGAUAGUUUUUCAAUCCUGUAUUGUAGAAUACUCUAUGAAUAUAGUAAUUAAUCCUUUUUGCUUCCUUCAUACAGGCAAUUGACUUAAGAGGUUUUAUAUCAUUACAAGAAUAUGUUAAUUUAAUGUAUUCCACCAUCACUUAAACCUGAUAAACUUUACACUUACUCUAAAAACUAAUCCUAAUCAGUGUGACAAAUGUGGGAGACACUUAUCUCUGUCCCAUCACUUUCCUACUUGUAUUAUAUUGACAAGAUGCUUAACUGCUCUGUGCUAUAAUUUUUUCAUUUGUAAAAUGGUAAUACAAUACUGUGGCAGAAUAAAAAUUGUUGCAAAUUGUUUGACAUUCCCCCUUUCCCCCCAUCAAAAUCUGGAAUCCACAUCCGUUCUCCUUGAGGAUGGGCAGACCAAGACUACUUUGACUAGUAAUAGUACUGCUGUGCCAGUUUCCAGGCUUUACUGGUAGAUUUUACUUCAUCUCUUGGAGUGCUCCUUUAAGCUUAGGCUCUGAAUUCUGUUAAAAAGUCUGUCUGCUCUGCUGAAGAGACCACAUGGAGAAGCCCUAAGACCACAAAGAAAGGAAGAGGCACCCUUCUGAGCCCAGUCUUCCACACAUGCCUACCAAGACACCAGACAUUUAAGUGAAAUAGUGUUGGAUCUUCCAGACCACCCAGCAGCUGAGUACCCACUGAGUGACUUCAGUUGAUACCAUAUAAAACAGAUGAAUCUAUCAACUGAGUCCCUGCCCAAAUUCCUGACCCACAAGAUCAUGAGAUAUAAUAAAAUGAUUGUUGUUUUAA